Molecule: messenger RNA, 1252 nt
Organism: Daucus carota subsp. sativus
Lineage: Eukaryota; Viridiplantae; Streptophyta; Magnoliopsida; Apiales; Apiaceae
Product: short-chain dehydrogenase TIC 32 B, chloroplastic
Exons: 8
Coding region: 86-1096 (336 amino acids)
Source: RefSeq, a predicted model, not a curated record
CUCCAACUUUAUAUAUCCAUACUCACCUUUUUCUCAACUCACUUCAUCACCUUGUUAACAAAUACUAUUCUUAUCACCAUUAAUAAUGCUCGACACUUUGAAAUACCUUCUAGGCUGGAAAGGCCCUUCCGGCUAUGGCUCCAAGUCCACCGCCGAUCAGGUCACUUCCUCCGUCGAUCUUCGCUCUUCAACCGCCAUCAUCACCGGAGCGACAUCUGGUAUUGGAGCCGAGACGGCGCGUGUGUUAGCCAAAAGAGGAGCCAGGCUCGUGCUGCCGGCUAGGAACCAGAAAGCUGCCGAGGAAACAAAGGCUCGAAUUCAAUCAGAGUUUCCUGGAGCCGAAGUUUUGAUUAUGCCGCUUGAUCUCAGUUCUCUUAGUUCUGUCCGAAACUUCGUCAGCGAGUUUGAGUCUCUCAAUUUGCCUCUCAAUCUUCUAAUAAACAACGCUGGAAAAUUCUCGCACAAGCACGCUGUUUCUGAGGAUGGAAUUGAAAUGACCUUUGCUACUAAUUUCUUAGGUCAUUUUUUGUUGACGAAGCUAUUGGUGGAAAAGAUGAUCGAAACCGCGAAAACCACCGGAGUGGAAGGGCGGAUAGUGAACGUGUCGUCAAGUAUUCACGGCUGGUUCUCCGGCGACUUGAUACCUUAUCUGGAACACAUAACUCGAAACAAAAGUGAUUAUGACGCGACAUGUGCUUAUGCUAUCUCGAAGCUCGCUAACAUUCUGCACACCAAGGAGCUUGCUAACAGACUCCAGGGAAUGGGGGCAAAUGUAAGUGUGAAUUGUGUUCAUCCAGGUAUAGUGAGAACGAGGCUCACCAGAGAUCGCGAAGGCUUCCUUACAGAUCUUGUGUUCUUUCUGACAUCAAAGCUCUUGAAGACCAUACCUCAGGCUGCUGCAACGACCUGCUACGUGGCUACGCAUGCAAAAACGAAGGGCAUUACUGGGAAAUACUUUGCAGACUGUAAUGAAGCUUCCCCGUCCAAACUAGCUACCAGCUCCAUUCAAGCUGCGCGAUUAUGGUCUGCCUCUGAGGCCAUGGUGACUUCCCCAGACCCGAAAUUUGGUGCCUACCCUUUCAAUGGCUUCGACUGAAACCCGAUCCGAACCUGAUAGUGAAACCAGAAGUUAGUUAAAGUAGAGAUUCUGCAGUAUACAAAACUAGGAGGAUGUUGAGGAAUCAACUCAAAGUUUAAUUAGUAAAGAUGAUAUAUAAUUACAAGCUUAUACUUUUAUAAUACAAACAUACAA